Messenger RNA from Mytilinidion resinicola, 1154 nucleotides. Its product is annotated as Clavaminate synthase-like protein. The transcript is spliced from 4 exons. Bases 1 to 927 code for a protein of 308 amino acids. NCBI's taxonomy places the organism in Eukaryota, Fungi, Ascomycota, Dothideomycetes, Mytilinidiales, Mytilinidiaceae. Gene Ontology annotation, molecular function: dioxygenase activity. The record is from RefSeq and is a predicted model, not a curated record.
AUGUCAGAAACAUUGACAGAACCACCACCAGCAGGCGACGACGAGGACGUCUUCUUCCACUCCGGCACCACGCCCACCUACCGCAAAGUCACCAAAACCCCCGGCGCCUUCACCACCAUCCCAACCAUCGACAUCUCCGCCCUGACCUCGCCCACCCCCUCCCUCUCCUCCCGCCAACAAAUCGCCGCCCAAAUCUACUCCGCGUGCAGCAUGACCGCCCACGUGCACAAGAACCCCGCCAUCCGCGGCUUCGAGCCCAUGUUCGAAACGCGCCUCGACCCGCGCACGCGCGGCGACACCAAGGAAGCGUUUACCAUGGGCGACUGCCCGCUCGAGCCUGAGCAAGGCUACAUUUCCAAGAUUUUCGCGCUGGCGUUUGGUCUGGAGGAGACGGCGUUUGCCGGCCUUUUUUCACGUUUUCUCAUCUGGGGGAUGCGCGCGCGCUUGCAUUACCCGCCUUUAACCCCCCCGCCGACUGAGGGAGACGCCGAGGGCAUAAGUCUCGGCGCGCAUUCCGACUUCAGUUGGUUGACGUUGGUGUUGCAAGACUCGGUCGCCGCGCUCGAGAUCCUGAAUAAAGACGGCGUGUGGAUCGACGCGCCGCCCGCGCCGGGCACGUUCGUGUGCAACGUGGGCCAGUACCUCGAGCGGCAGACGGCGGGGCGGUUCGUGGCGACGGUGCAUCGGGUGCGGAAUAAGACGGGGGCGGGGCGGUAUUCGUUGCCGUUUUUCUUGACGCCUGGCCCCGGGGCGCGGUUGGGGGUGUUGGAGUGUUGUGUAGAGGAGGGGGAGGAGAGGGGGGAGGCAGUGGAUGUUGGGGGGUUGUAUAUUAGGAGGGUGUUGCCGGCGAGGCCGAAGCAUCUGACUAGUAUUAAGUAUCGGGAUGUCCCGGAGAAGGAGUGGCGGUAUGAGUGUUUGUAUGGGUAGGGGAGAGGUGGUGGAGCUUAGAAGAGGGUUGUGGUUAGAGUAUGAAAGUACUUCUGAAUGGUCAACUUCGAUUUGUCCUAGAAAGGAGAAUAUUGAUCUAGUACUGCUUUUCUUUUACUUAUAACUGCCGCAUUCGGCCAUCAGACCAACAAUCUCUUCACUGUGGGAAUGUAGGUCGCAUGCGAUUCGUACACUACUGUUAGCCGUAAUCUCUUAGACUACCUAGA